Messenger RNA from Verticillium nonalfalfae, 1503 nucleotides. RefSeq lists its product as uncharacterized. The transcript has a single exon. NCBI's taxonomy places the organism in Eukaryota, Fungi, Ascomycota, Sordariomycetes, Glomerellales, Plectosphaerellaceae. The record is from RefSeq and is a predicted model, not a curated record. Bases 1 to 1503 code for a protein of 500 amino acids.
AUGCCGAACCUGUCACUCCACACGUCUCGUCGGGUCCAGACUCUGAAAGACAGCGACUAUGAUCAUGAAAUAGGCCUCGUCGACCAGGAAUCACCACCGACGACUCGCUCCAGGAGCAACACGGCCCGUACAAGCAACACGGCCCUUACAGUCGACGAGGACCAAUCUUCCUCCCAGCACGUGCGGAGCGUCGAGGGAGAGCAGAGCCCACACGAUAGACAGCACAGUGCUGCGACGACCGGGCGAAUAUCUCUCGACAACCGACAAGGAGCCGACGACACACAGGCAGACCGAGGACAAGAUGAGAGUCCCAUCGGCGCUCGGGAAUCGGCGCAAACGGGUCCAUCAAUCGAGGUAGAAGGUGUGUACAUCCAGCCAAUCCCUCCUCACCUCCCCUAUCUCGGUAGGCGUGCUAACGCAUUGUUGCCAAAAAAAGGUCCUACGCCCCUCGAGCCCCCAACACUGGCCGCCCAUGGCGACACGGCGCGACCAAAGUCCAAGCAGCGCAAAGAGCCCGAAUCCGAGAUUGAUAUCCUGUGGGAGAAUGAGAGAGGCUGCUUCGUCUGCGGCGCGGCUCUCUUCUCGGGCGCUGCCCUCGGCAACCUUGAUCCGUCGCCCUGGACGAAUCAGUUCAAGAAGACGAGCCCGACCAGCAUCAGGACGGCGACGGUCCCUGAUCCGAGUUGGGAGUGGGCGUGGCCUGAAUGGCGCAUCAACCGCGAAGAGGGCGUGGCCAUGGACGAAUUCGGGUGGGAGUAUUCGUUCAUGUUUGCCAGAAAGUUCUCGUGGCAUGGCCCCAAGUGGUGGAACUCGUUCGUCAGGAGGCGGGCCUGGAUCCGGAAACGCGUCAAGAAGUGCAGCGACGACCUGGCCUCGGAUCCUCACAUGCUCAACACGGACUACUUCAACGUCAUGCCCGCAGAGCACCAUCGGCCCCAUUCGUCGCACGGGGGCAGUCGGCAGGGGAGCAGGGCGAGCACGCAUAGUAAGGCGAGUAUCCACAGCAAGGGCAGCAUCGGCCGGUUCUCCACCACCGAGAGCGUUCUGGACGAGAAGCCUGUGAUCGAGGACGUGUGGAUGCUGAUGAUGGUGCUCCGCGCGGCGCGCAUCGACCGGGAGAAAAUCGAGGCGGUGGACAACUAUCUCGAGCACGCCAAGGACGACCUCGAGCGGCUCCAGGACGAGAUGCACGACAUUAUGGGCAUAUUCGUCUUCCAGGUGUCGAGGCGGAUCUUGCUGAGCCGCCUGACUCAGGUGUAUGACGAGAUGAACAAUGUCGAUAAGGGAGAUGCGGCGUUCAAGACGAGACGGAAUAACCUGGGCGCCGCCAUCAAGCACGCGGACGAGGAGGUCAGGCGAUUAUCAUACUGGAGCGACGUGAAAGGCGUGGCAGAGAACGGCGAAUCGAGGGGCGCCGUCGAGGGCAAGGAGGGAUGGAGCGAGGCCUUGGAGGGCGUGGACCAGAGCGGCCCGGCACAACCCAAUGUGGGCAAGCUCCCAUGA